Molecule: messenger RNA, 1479 nt
Organism: Penicillium macrosclerotiorum
Lineage: Eukaryota; Fungi; Ascomycota; Eurotiomycetes; Eurotiales; Aspergillaceae
Product: GDP-Man:Man(1)GlcNAc(2)-PP-dolichol alpha-1,3-mannosyltransferase
Exons: 2
Coding region: 1-1479 (492 amino acids)
Molecular function (GO): GDP-Man:Man(1)GlcNAc(2)-PP-Dol alpha-1,3-mannosyltransferase activity; alpha-1,3-mannosyltransferase activity
Source: RefSeq, a predicted model, not a curated record
AUGUCCAUGUCGGGUCUUGCGCCCUCAAAUGUGGUCAUUAUACACCCGGAUCUAGGUAUCGGCGGUGCAGAGCGACUCAUCAUCGAUGCUGCGCUCGCCUUGCAGAGUCGCGGCCACCGCGUGACGAUCUACACCUCGCACCGCGACAAGUCGCACUGCUUCGAGGAGGCACGCGAUGGCACUCUAGAUGUUCGCGUCCGUGGCAACACGAUUUUCCCUGCCCAUGUAUUUGGGCGGCUUCAUAUUCUCAUGGCCGCUUUGCGCCAGCUCCAUUUGACCGUUUCGUUGUUAAUCGAGCUUGGCUCGAGAAAUAAGCCUAGCCCAACCACGAAGAAGAACAAGACAACGGGCGAUGAUGACGAUCGCGAUGAUAUCUUCAUUGUUGAUCAGCUUCCGGCCUGCGUGCCGAUUCUCAAAACCUUCGGUCAACCCCACAAGUCCCGACUUCAACGCAUCCUAUUCUACUGCCAUUUCCCCGAUCAAUUGCUUGCGCGACGAGACGAGCGAAACCUAAUCAUCCGGUUGACGAAACUUAUCUACCGGUUCCCUUUUGAUUGGUUUGAGGGUUGGGCUAUGAGCGCGUCCGAUCGGGUGGUUGCGAAUUCAAAUUUCUCUAAGGGUGUCGUACGCGAUGUAUUCGGAUCGGAGCGACUGGGCGACGUCGAAGUUGUCUAUCCCUGCGUGGACACGACUCCUUCUGCGGUACCUUCUGAGCAAGAGAUUGGUGAUGCACUCUGGGGUGGCAAGAAGAUCCUGCUGAGUAUCAACCGCUUCGAGCGGAAAAAGGACAUGGCUUUGGCUAUCCGCGCCUAUUACGGACUGGGCAAAGAAAAGAGAGUUGGGACUCGGUUGGUAAUUGCUGGCGGUUACGACAAUCGUGUUCAGGAAAACUUUCAAUACCACCAGGAACUUGAUAACCUAGCGACCAGUCUCGGACUGAAAACAGCAACAUCAAAGACUGUGGUAUCUGCGCUCUCCAUCCCUGAUGAGAUCGACGUACUCUUCCUCCUCUCCGUGCCUACUACCUUUAAAAAUACUCUACUCGCCCAGUCAAAGCUUCUGCUUUAUACUCCGAUCAACGAACAUUUUGGAAUCGUUCCUGUGGAAGCGAUGCUGGCAGGGCUUCCUGUACUGGCCUCAAAUACUGGUGGUCCAUUAGAGACAAUUGUUGAAGGCAAAACCGGCUGGCUCCGUGAUGCACAUGCUGAUAGCGAAUGGACGGCGGUCAUGGAUAAAGUUCUUUAUGGGAUGAGCCAGGCAGAGGUUGAUCAAAUGGCUGCUGCUGGCAAGGCUCGCGCAGAACGAGAAUUUUCGUUGACAGCAAUGGGUGGUAGACUGGAGGACGAGAUCUCGACGAUGCUCGCUACUGAAAGACGCCCCUUCCACGGAUGGCAGCAAGUUACCCUCGCGCUGGCUCUUUUUGGAUCUUUCCUGGCCGUGGCUACUUCAUUUUUGCUUCGCUCGUUAGAAAUCAUAUAA